Molecule: messenger RNA, 4411 nt
Organism: Ostrea edulis (European flat oyster)
Lineage: Eukaryota; Metazoa; Mollusca; Bivalvia; Ostreida; Ostreidae
Product: cyclin-dependent kinase 13-like
Exons: 10
Coding region: 1-3708 (1235 amino acids)
Biological process (GO): transcription elongation by RNA polymerase II; protein phosphorylation; positive regulation of transcription elongation by RNA polymerase II
Cellular component (GO): nucleus; cyclin/CDK positive transcription elongation factor complex
Molecular function (GO): RNA polymerase II CTD heptapeptide repeat kinase activity; ATP binding; cyclin binding
Source: RefSeq, a predicted model, not a curated record
AUGCCCCGCAAACCUCCACCAGCUGGGUCGUAUUAUGGAGAAUACGACGCAAGAUCAUAUCGGGGUUGGAAUACAACUGAAUAUAGCGAGCCUUCCCGAGAUUCGAGAGAUUCAAGAGACGAACGUGAUCGUGAGAAAGAAUACAGCGACUCGAGUCGAAGUCGCAAAAAGAAAGUAAAGCAAAAGAAAUCUAAACGCAAAGAUCGGUCUAAGGAGAGACACGUUGUUAAUGAUCAGACCCAUGGAAAGCCAAUCGUCGAUUAUGAUGACAUCAGUUCAGACUCGGAAAUAAACACUACUCCUCCUCCAGCUGCACAGUCAUCUCGUUCUCGAGAUCUUCACGAAAUCUCGCCAGCUACUGAACUCCGCAGGUAUAAAUAUGACCGGAGUCAAAGCAAUUCUCCUAUUGUGAUCAGGGACAGUCCUCCUCCAUCGUACUCGAGCUCCUCAAGGAAAACAAAGAAAAGACCUUAUUCACCGGAGCAGGUUCCUCGCGAGUCUAUUAAACAUUAUGCAGAGCCUCCAAGAGCAUAUGCAAAUCCCCCCAAAGCUUACCGAGAUCAUCGGGACUCCAGCCCAGUAGGCAGUCCAAGGAAACGCUAUAGGUCACGGUCACCUAGUCCAUACAACAGAAAAUCAAAAAAUAACAGUACAAGAUAUCCAGAGAAGUAUGACAAGUAUCGUCGAUCUCCUCGUAGUCCCUCUCCAAAUAUUCGCAAUCGCUCGCGGAGAUCAAGAUCUCCUUCAAGAGGCAAGCAUUCCACUUCCAACCGUCAAAGACGAUCUUCCUCUAGAAGUCCCUCUCGAAGCUCGAGCAGUAAACUGGGACAUUCCAGAUACGCUACAAACACACUUGCCGCAGAGCUUUCAAAACAUCGACGUGCAAGGGAGGCUAAAGAAGCAGCCUUACUUGCUGCCAAAGGACGUGAUUCAAAAGAAACUCGAUCUAGCAAUAAAAAUCAUUCCUCUGAAAAGGAUAAACCUGACAGAAAUUCAGUAAAUUCCAGUAAAGGUGAUUAUGUAUCAAGGUCGCCAUCAUAUUCCAAUUCAAGAAGGAGCAGGGUUCCAGAUGAUAUAAAAUCGGAAAUAAUACGAGAGGUGAGGGAAGUAGAGCCAAGAAGGAUAGAACCUCGACGAGAGGAAAUUCGUGUACCCCCAGAGAUUCCUUACCAUCGAGAAGAUAUACGCAAGAUCGAGGAGCGCAGACCAGACUACAGAGAGCACAGACUGGAGCCAGAUUUACCACCCGCUCAUAGGCCAAGUUUACCUCUUCCCCGCAUAUCUCCAGCUGACAAUGGGGGAACCCCCAGUCCAUAUAGGAAGCAGGAACCACACAGGAAGCGAAUAACAGACUUGCCCAUGCCUCCUAUGAUGGAUGACCCUGAACCAGAGUAUGAAAUAGAGCCAGAGCCAACUCCCAAGAGAGAUACGACUCCGCAAUUGGUCCCUAAAGUUAAAAAACCAAAAAUUUGUCAGCAGAGACGCUUGGAUGAGAGAGUAAAGGGUGAUUGGGGGGAGCGAUGUGUGGAUUUGUUCAACAUCAUAGAAAUCAUUGGAGAGGGAACUUAUGGUCAGGUGUACAAAGCGAAAGACACCUUCACAGAUGAAUUGGUGGCCUUGAAGAAGGUGAGGUUAGAGAAUGAGAAAGAGGGAUUUCCUAUCACAGCUGUACGUGAAAUAAAAAUUCUACGGCAGCUGAAUCAUCCCAACAUUGUCAACUUGAAAGAGAUUGUCACUGAUAAGCAGGAUGCUUUAGACUUCAAAAAAGACAAAGGUGCCUUUUAUUUGGUCUUUGAGUACAUGGACCAUGACUUGAUGGGAAUACUAGAGUCAGGAAUGUGUCACCUAAGAGAAGAACAUGUUGCCUCUUUCACCAAACAACUGCUAGAUGGUUUGAACUAUUGUCAUAGAAAGAACUUCUUGCACAGAGACAUCAAGUGUUCCAAUAUAUUGCUGAACAACAGGGGUCAAAUUAAAUUAGGAGACUGGGGAUUGGCCCGCCUGUACGAGGCCGAUGACAAGGACAGAUUAUAUACAAACAAAGUAAUCACCCUGUGGUACAGACCCCCCGAGCUAUUACUGGGAGAGGAGAGAUAUGGGCCUGCUAUCGAUAUCUGGAGCAUUGGCUGUAUAUUGGGUGAGCUGUUCACCAGGAAGCCGAUAUUCCAGGCUAGCCAGGAGUUUGCCCAGUUGGAGCUUAUAAGCAAGACUUGUGGAUCGCCAUGUCCAGCGGUGUGGCCAGAUGUCAUUAAACUGCCAUUAUUCCACACUUACAAACCUAAAAAACAGUACAGACGGAGACUGCGAGAGGAAUUCUCAUUCUUGCCAAAGACUGCCCUAGAUUUAAUGGACCAGAUGUUGGAGUUGGAUCCAUCCAAGAGAAUCACGGCUGAUGCCGCUCUUAUCUGUCCGUGGUUGAGAGAGGUCGACCCUGGGAGAAUACCUCCGCCAGAUUUGCCUAAAGAUCAAGAUUGCCAUGAAAUGUGGUGCAAGAAUAGAAAGAAGCACAUGAAAGAAGCACAAAAGAGAGGAGAGGACAUUUCUUCUUUACAAUCCAACACAUCUAAAGGGAAUGCAGUGAGUUCACAGUCCAGUAUAGGGAAGAUGGAAGGAAAGGAAAUAAGAUCAUCAUCUAGUGAUAGGACAUUGCCUGUGAAGGCAAAAGCAUCAGUGUCGGGGACUAAUAGCACUAGCAAAGCUCCAGUGGGGAUAUUCAACAGGAAAGACAAAGUAAGUGGUACCUCAGGAAUUCCUGGACUAGACGUGGCAACCCAAGAACAGCCAGCGGAGGCACCACCUACUGAGGAUAGGAAGGAGACGGUGGUGGCCCCAGUUAACAAUCAACUGUCGCAGAUGAUAGCUCUUUUACAGAAAGGCAUGUCCGUUCCAGAUGUGGCCAAGAGUGUGAAUGUGACACUGGAUGAACAAACCCAGCAGUUGAUGAGUAAUCUCAAUGCACAACUCAUGCUUGCAGCUCAGCUAUCUAAGGACCAGAGAAUUUCUGAGCCAUCAAGUCACCUGGAAACUGUGAAUCAAGGUCCAUAUUCCUCUGAUGGAUAUCGGCAAGAUUAUGGUAAUCAUAGUACAAGCAAUAUGUUUGGGGGGUCAAAGGGGGAUGGGUCAGGAGAAGGUAAUUCUAAUUUGUACAGUCUGGACAGCAACAACAGUUCAGGCGUAGAAAAUGCAGGAGUGAAGGCAGCCUUGGCACAGCUGUUAGCUCAACAAGGAAUGCGAGUGAGUCUGGGUGGAACAGAAAUCUCAGCAUCUGAAGCAGCCCAUAUGAGCCAAACGGACACCUACAGUAAACCUGAUGGAGGGUACUAUUCCUCUGACAGACCCGACUACAAUAGACCCAGCAGUUAUACAGGGGGAGGAGUUUACCCUGAAGAGGGAUCAAGGGGGAGUUACUCUUCUGUAGGGGACAGCUAUGGCGGGCAAUAUAACCCCCCGAGCAGUGGGUCUGGGGGCUCUGGCUAUUAUGGACAAUAUUCUGGGGAAGGAAGACCACCUCCCAAGUCGUAUUCAGAGGCAGCUCAAGGCGUUUCGAAACCACCCAAAAGUAUACUGAAGAACAAGUCUUCUAGCUCAGCACCUUCUGCAAAGCCAGCUAUGCCUUCCAUGUUGGAUCAAAAUCCAGUAGGCGGGUAUUCCCAACUCCACUCGGGACACAGCGGGAAUCCCAGGGGUGGAAGGGGUGGGUGGAAUUAGUGUAAAGCCAUGUACAGUCAUUUAUGUUCUCGUAGGACGUUUGUUUUCAAAUUCUUAUGCAGUUUGGUGUUAAGUUAGUUGACGGGUGAACGUUGGGGAACACAUGUGUUAGAAUUAAUUUCAUGUAUGAAAGAAUCGUGCAGUUGUAUAGAAAUCUAUGUUAAAAAGGAUUUGCUUGUGUUGGAGAUCUGUGUGUGUGGAAAAAUAUUUGGAAAGGAUGCAUACAUGUUGUUCUUCAGGACAAUUAUAUGGCACAUGGUUUCCAAUCACUGCACUCAAAAUUUAAAGCAUUCUUCCAAGUGCUAAGUGGAGAAAACAAAAGUGAAUGUAGACUGGGUGAUUAUUACAUUAUUAAGACAUAUUGUAUUGGAAUUCAUGGCUUAGAAUGUAUUUAAGCAUGUAAUGCAAGAAAGUUUGGUUGAGAGUUAAGAAAGAAUAGCAGUAUACGUUCCUUUAGUGAGCCCAAUACAUAAAAAAAAAAAAAAAAGAGAUAUUAUUUAUUUAGCGUUUUCCAAGUAGGCAUUGUAAACUCCUUAAACAUGGCUCUGAAAGAAAUAUCCUUAUUUGACGAGUUCUCCUCAACUUCAUAUGGAAAACAGUGAAAGAACUCUAAAAUGUGUGUUAAAUAUGAUUUUAAGGGCACAUUAAUACAUGAAAAAUAUCUUUUGUACACGUGUGAGCUGAAAUAAAAUUUCAACCUGUU